Messenger RNA from Aureobasidium uvarum, 2115 nucleotides. NCBI's taxonomy places the organism in Eukaryota, Fungi, Ascomycota, Dothideomycetes, Dothideales, Saccotheciaceae. The record is from the annotation of a GenBank genome assembly.
AUGAAACCAAAUGAGCAAUACCUCCGAGAGAAGAGAGAUGCGAUCAUACAAGAACACUCGGAUAUGGCGACUGAAAAACAUACAGUAUGGCACGCGAGAAGCCGCGAUGCAACGAUUCCGCCUUGUGUUCAAAAACUGGCCGAGUUGAGAAAGAUCCGCUUUAGUUCUCUGCGUUCACAAAAUCCUGGAUGUGUGCUCUUAGUUCGUGCCAUCGAACAGCCACUACAACUAGGAGCUCUCUAUCCCGUCAUGAACGUAGUCGAGGAUAUCACUCACGACGUCAGCCAUCUGGAAGUCUUCUUUCCCAGCACUUCGCCCCCAGUAGCAAUACUCAAGCAAGGCACUGUGGUCGCUAUCAAGGAGCCUCUCUAUGUCAUGAAUCAUGGCAGAAAGGUCAUCAGAGUCCUACAACCCUCUAAUAUUAUCAUUCUCAACCCCGAGAAUAACAUGUAUCCAAAAGUGUUUCAGGAUCUUCAUGCAUCACUCGCGAAGACGAGUCUGGAGUGGCAUACUGAAGGCAAUGAUGCCUCUAAGAGAGGCGAGUACACUGAAGCAAUAUAUCGCUAUACAAAAGGCCUGGAGAUGCUACACGAUGAUGGACAGGUAUCUGAAAUGCAUCAGGGUCUCCAUUAUGGCCGCGUGGAUGCCGCAAUGCAUGCUGGUCUAUUUGAGCUAGCAUUGGAAAGCGCGAUGCUCCUUAUUUCAGCAACAGAGCAACCAUCGAAGCCAGAGAACACCAAAGCUUUGUAUCUUGCAGGGAAAGCCGCCUAUCAAUUGCGCAACUUUGUGUUGGCCGAGAAUUUGUUUGAACGUCUCCUUCCCACCUGUUCGGCCGAUCCACAGAGCCUCCGAGAGAUCCAGAACGCCCAAGAGAGACUGCGAGAAGAGAGCGUCGGAGCAUAUGAUUUCACCGCCAUGUUGAGCCAGCAGAUUUUCGCCGAUCAUGCCACUUUCAUCAACAGAAUGGAAGUUCGAGAGUCCAAAGAUCAUGGUCGUGGAUUGUACACACGAGACGAUAUCAAGUGUGGUGAACUUGUGUUCUGCGAGAAGGCCUUCGCAAUCUCGCAUCCCCCAUCAACAUCUCCAAGCGACCCAUACUCGAUUCAGUACAAUAACUAUUAUGGUGGCUGUGGCAAAGGAGUUGCUGCACUAUGGCUUCGGACAGUGCAANAAGUCUUUGCGAAUCCGGCUUACGCACGAGAGCUGCUCACCCUGUACGGCGGGAUAUCGUAUACAGACUACGUUGAUGCCCCUGUUGUCGAUGGACAACUCGCAAUAGAUGUCUAUCAGGUCUUGCAGAUCAUCGAUCACAACGUCUAUAGCUUCGAAGCCGGACAUGCUCAAGAGCCCUACGGCACUACCAGACACUCGACCAACGAAGAGCGAGAAUCAGUUGGCCUCUUCCAACACGCAUCAUACAUGAACCACAGUUGUCUGAACAACUCGAGCCGGAGUAUGACUGGCGAUAUGAUGAUCAUAAGGGCGAAUAAACCUAUACCCAAGGGCACCGAGAUCACAACAUCUUAUCUUUCACCUAGCAUUGGCGAACCGAGACGAAGUGCCGAACUCAACAGGAUCUGGAAGUUUCAGUGCGACUGCAAGCUUUGCGCCAACGAGAUUGCUUGCAAAGUUGACUGGAAACCAUUGUUCGAUGAGAUUAGGUCUCUUAGGUUACCACGGGAUUUUCACGAUCCAGCCCUCCUGAGAGGCAGGAUCCAGAAAGCAGAAGAGCUUGUCACGAAGUUUGAAGAGUGUUAUCCUGAGCACUUGUUCAAGGCAGGGGAAAUGCCUCGUAUCGCCCUUCGAGAACUGCAAGAGAUCCUCAUGGUUGCGAAUAGUCGUUUGGGUGAUCACGAUAGCUCACGCGAGCAUGCGCUGUGUUUCGUCCGAGAUAGCGGCUACAAGAUUUCAUCUCAGCAGUCAUUAGUCUUGAUGGACUGGAAGAACGGAAUCCCGAGCAAGGAAAUGGUAGAUGCGCUGUAUCUGCUUGCGAAGCAGGAGGCUUGCAGAGAAAUUGCAGAGCAGUACUUGUCCUUGGCUAAGCAGAUGUAUCUGGUCGUCAAUGGCACAUGUCAUGCCUGGGAAGUCGCUUAUGACGAUCUUGGGACUGGAUGA